Gossypium arboreum is the source of this 1320-nucleotide messenger RNA. RefSeq lists its product as uncharacterized. NCBI's taxonomy places the organism in Eukaryota, Viridiplantae, Streptophyta, Magnoliopsida, Malvales, Malvaceae. The transcript has a single exon. The record is from RefSeq and is a predicted model, not a curated record. Bases 1 to 1320 code for a protein of 439 amino acids.
AUGGAAGGUUCCGAGAGCUCGAAAAGGAUAGCAUCUGUAAAGAAAAAAGAGGCAGAAGCCCAUAUGGUGGGAACUGAGAGCCACCACACUUCUAAUCCUUACCCAGUCCAGCCACGACCUCGAUAUCGCCCAUCUCUAAACUUUUAUUAUCCACCUCAAAGCCCAUACUAUCAAGCACCUCCUCCUUACCUCGUCUACACCACAGAUAACCAAAUACCAUUUUCCAUGUUCCCACCAAAUACCAUGCCUGCUCAAAACCAACCCAAAAAUGAACAAAGACCGACAAGAUCCAAUCUUGAAAAACCCCAGUUCACCCCAAUUCCCGUGUCAUACGGAGAGCUGUACCCAAAACUGUUGGAAAAACAAUUAAUAUCCCCACAUUAUAUGGCACUCCUGAAGCCUGCAUACCCAAAAUGGUACGAUCCUAAUGCCAGUUGCAUGUACAAUACCGAAAACCAGGGGCAUUCUACAGAAAAUUGUCUAGCCUUUAAAAGGAGGGUUCAAGGUCUUAUCGAUGCAGGUAUUUUACAAUUUAAUGGUGCUGGCAAUACGACUAGAAAUUCGCUACCUAACCACACUGAAGGAAACGUGAGCGCGUUGAUGAAAGAAGACAGGUGGCCUGCCAAAAGUUGUGUUUCUGAAAUAAAGACACCACUGCGAAAGAUUUGGGAGGUAAUGGUUGAAAAGAGGCUGUUCUGUCACCCCAAAAGAAUUUUCAAAGAAGGAAAUAGAAAAAGUCAGUGUUUUUGUGAUUUUCAUGGGAUCGAGAGGCACGACAUUCAGUCUUGUAAAGGAUUUAGAAAACUACUUCAAGACAUGAUGGACAAUAAGGAAGUCGGGAUCUUAAACAAAAUAAAAGAGGACGAUGAAGGAGAAGUAUGCACUUCUGAUAAUCAGUCAUCAGGUUUUCCUUAUAGUGCCGAUCGACUAUUGGUGAUUUAUUACUAUACAAAAAAGGAGCAAGUGAAACCAAAGAUGAUAAUUGAAGUACCAUCUCCUUUCCCUUACAAAGACAACAAGGCAGUACUAUGGAAAUAUGAUGUCAACAUUAUCAUACCUAAAGGUGAAAAAUCUAAAGUCACAGCCGAAAAUGUUGGAGAAGUAGGACACUUCACCAUCAGCGGGAGGUGUUACUCUAAAGUGGUCAAACCAAUGGAGAAGACUAAUGACUUGAAGCAGAAAGGAAAGGCACCGAUGCAUGAGGCUGAGGUCAUGGAACAGUUAAGCAAACAAGAAGUUAAAAGGCCUGUGAAUGAAGAGGAAGCACAUGAAUUCUUGAAGUUCAUCAAACAUAGUGAAUAUAACUCGUGGAACAGUUAA